GGAGUUAACAUGUCGGGAAAUAAGGACAGUGACGGGGGAUGGAGUAAAUUUCUGUGGAAUUCAGAGAAGAGAGAGUUUCUAGGACGAACAGCAGGCAGUUGGUUUAAAAUCACCUUGUUCUACGUGAUCUUCUACGGAUGCUUGGCUGGGAUUUUCAUCGGGACCAUUCAGGCGCUGCUGCUCACGCUCAGCGACUACAAACCCACCUAUCAGGACAGAGUGGCCCCGCCAGGCCUGUCCCAUACCCCUUUCUCUGAGAAAUCUGAAAUUUCUUUCAAACUGAGCGAUAAGGACUCAUAUCAGAAGUACAUCAAUAGCAUGGACAAACUGCUUGAAAAAUACAACCCGGAAGGUCAGACGGACGACAUGAAAUACGAAAACUGCGGCGAAACCCCCUUCCCCUACAAAGACCGCGGCAGCCUGGACGACAAGCAGGGGCAGAAGAAGGCCUGCCGCUUCCCCCGGACCUGGCUCAACAGCUGCUCCGGCCUGUCCGACAAAGCCUACGGGUUCGACGUGGGCAAGCCCUGCAUCAUAGUCAAGCUCAACAGGAUCGUCAACUUCAGACCACGGGUUCCUGAGAGCAAUCAGUCCAUCCCAGAAGGUCUGCAGGGCAAAUCAUACGACAACCUGGUCCCCAUUUUCUGCAAAAAUAAGAGGGAGGAGGAUGCGGAUAAGAUUGGAGAGAUCAAGUACUUUGGCUUCGGCGGUGGUUUCCCGCUGCAGUAUUACCCGUACUACGGCAAGCGCCUGCACCCCCAGUACCUGCAGCCUCUGGUGGCCCUGCAGUUCGUCAACCUCACCCUGGGCCAGGACCUGCGCAUCGAGUGCAAAGUUUACGGCGGGAACAUCGACUACAGCGAGAAAGACCGCUACCAGGGACGCUUUGACAUUAAAUUCAACAUAAACUCGUGA
Menidia menidia (Atlantic silverside) is the source of this 915-nucleotide messenger RNA. NCBI's taxonomy places the organism in Eukaryota, Metazoa, Chordata, Actinopteri, Atheriniformes, Atherinopsidae. The record is from the annotation of a GenBank genome assembly.